AUGCGGGUGUGUCGUCCCGGGCACGUUGCACGUCACGUGCCCUUCCAAAAAACAGGUUGCAGCACCGGUCGUGAGGGGUCCGUCGAACAGAGAACAGAGCGGCCAACGGGAGCGGGAAGCAGCAAGCCGACGCAAAAUCGGCAAGACUACGGAACGCAAGACCAGCGCAGCAUGCAGAUGAAUACGGGCACAGGGCAUCCCGCCCUCCCCCCCCCCCCCCAAGCAACUUCCGCCGUUCCGGGGAGAUGCGAAACGGGCAACACCGCGGAAGGGGGUUUGUCUUUUCACAAGAAAAAGCCGAGCGUCUCCGCCACGAAUUUCUUAAGCAAGGCGGCUCAAGCACGAACAGAGGCGGCAACAACCGGGCCUGACGCUAGCGCCUUUCGUGUUGUUGGCAAACCGGUCACAGGCCUUUCUUACACCGACUUGGCGGGGCGCAUCUCGAACCGCUACAUCACUAACUUGACGACCCUUGUGGGGCAUGGGUUGGUGAAAGUCGAAAGUUUCAAAGCUGGGGGAACUGAGGUAGGAACACCCUUUAAUAAAUCCGGCGAAAGUGUUAGCGCCUUACUUUAUUUAAGGCACUCCUGA
Trypanosoma brucei brucei TREU927 is the source of this 591-nucleotide messenger RNA. RefSeq lists its product as hypothetical. The coding region runs from base 1 to 591 and encodes 196 amino acids. NCBI's taxonomy places the organism in Eukaryota, Euglenozoa, Kinetoplastea, Trypanosomatida, Trypanosomatidae. The record is from RefSeq and is a predicted model, not a curated record. The transcript has a single exon.